UCCUCCUUUUGCAGGCUGAAAAAUAACUCGUUAUGGCAGAUAAAAUACACACAGUAGUUCUAGUGACAUACACCUAUCAAGGAAAACAAAAGUUGUACAAUCUGGAGUAGAAAUAGGCCAUAUCGUAAUUCUGAAUCAUGUCUGAUAACGGAGAACUGGAAGACAAGCCUCCGGCACCUCCUGUGAGAAUGAGCAGUACCAUUUUUAGCACAGGAGGCAAAGAUCCUUUGUCAGCUAAUCACAGUUUGAAACCUUUGCCUUCUGUUCCAGAGGAAAAAAAGCCCAGGAAUAAAAUCAUCUCUAUAUUCUCAGGCACAGAGAAAGGAAGUAGGAAGAAAGAGAAGGAACGGCCAGAAAUUUCUCCUCCAUCAGAUUUUGAGCACACCAUCCAUGUUGGCUUUGAUGCUGUUACUGGAGAGUUCACUGGCAUGCCAGAACAGUGGGCUCGAUUGUUACAGACUUCCAAUAUCACCAAACUAGAGCAAAAGAAGAAUCCUCAGGCUGUGCUGGAUGUCUUAAAGUUCUAUGACUCCAACACAGUGAAACAGAAGUAUCUGAGCUUUACUCCUCCAGAGAAAGAUGGCUUCGCUUCUGGAACACCAGCACUGAAUACCAAGGGAUCAGAAACAUCAGGAGUAGUCACAGAGGAAGAUGAUGAUGAUGAAGAGGCUGCUCCUCCUGUUAUUGCCCCACGACCAGAUCAUACAAAAUCAAUUUAUACACGGUCUGUAAUUGACCCUAUUCCUGCACCAGUUGGCGAUUCUAAUGUUGAUAGUGGUGCCAAGACUUCUGACAAACAGAAAAAGAAGACCAAAAUGACAGAUGAAGAGAUUAUGGAAAAAUUAAGAACUAUUGUGAGCAUAGGUGACCCUAAGAAAAAAUAUACAAGAUAUGAAAAAAUUGGGCAAGGGGCUUCUGGUACAGUUUUUACUGCUACUGAUGUGGCAUUGGGACAGGAGGUUGCUAUCAAACAGAUUAAUUUACAGAAACAGCCAAAGAAGGAAUUGAUCAUUAAUGAGAUUCUGGUGAUGAAAGAAUUAAAGAAUCCCAACAUAGUUAACUUCUUGGACAGUUACCUAGUGGGAGAUGAAUUGUUUGUAGUAAUGGAAUACCUUGCUGGGGGGUCACUUACUGAUGUUGUAACAGAAACCUGCAUGGAUGAAGCACAGAUUGCUGCUGUAUGCAGAGAGUGUUUACAGGCAUUGGAGUUUUUACAUGCUAAUCAAGUGAUCCACAGAGACAUCAAAAGUGACAAUGUGCUUUUAGGGAUGGAAGGAUCAGUUAAACUUACUGACUUUGGUUUCUGUGCCCAGAUCACUCCUGAGCAGAGCAAGCGAAGUACCAUGGUUGGCACACCAUACUGGAUGGCACCAGAGGUGGUUACACGGAAAGCUUAUGGCCCUAAGGUGGACAUAUGGUCUUUGGGUAUCAUGGCUAUUGAGAUGGUAGAAGGAGAACCGCCAUACCUCAAUGAAAAUCCCUUGAGGGCCUUGUACCUGAUAGCAACUAAUGGAACUCCAGAACUUCAGAACCCAGAGAAGCUUUCCCCAAUAUUUCGGGAUUUCUUAAAUCGAUGUUUGGAGAUGGAUGUGGAAAAAAGGGGUUCAGCCAAAGAAUUGUUACAGCAUCCCUUCCUGAAACUGGCCAAACCAUUAUCUAGCUUGACACCACUGAUCAUGGCAGCUAAAGAAGCAAUGAAGAGCAAUCGUUAAUAUCAUUGCCACAGCCUCGUAUUCUUUUUCCAUUUUCUAAAAGAAGUCUUUUAAUAUAUGAAAAUUAUUACUCUUUUGGGGUUUAAGGAAAUGGCCUGCAUAACAUGGAGGAAAAAAGCAAAGUACUACUUCCUGAAGACAACCAAGUGAAAAUUGCAAAACAGAAUGACAACUUUCUAUUGAAUCCUUUCUUUAGGGUCCAAAAGGAAUUGUGGACUGAAUCACUAGCCUUACUUCAUUCAGCAGACUGCCUGUCAGGGCCAUUUAUCAUGCUUGAGAUUUGCAUUUUAUUUUGCUGACUUCAUUGUAUUAGAUCCCAUUCAUUGUCCCUUUUGGGGUAUUUUCAGUACUUGAAUAGUAGAUCUCAGUUUUUCAGAGUAUAUGUUUCAUCUGCUAGUCUUCUUUCUCUUUGUAGCUUUUUUUUCCCUUGACUUGCUCCUUUUGAGUUGCUUUGAGAAGUUUUUCUUAGGCCUAAAUUUGAGGCAAGUUUGAUAAAAAUUAUGUAGCUCCUUAUAUUGGCAAAGGAGCUUAAUGUGGUUUAACUUUGUAUAGAAGUUAGAACCAGCUAUUGUACAUGUAAUAUUUUAGUUCAGAAUUUGAAGUCGGGGGAGGGGUAAAUGUGUGAUUUUUACCUUUUUUAACAAAUGUGGAAGUCAGUUUUAGAAAUUUCAUGGUAGUAAAGUAUUUGGCAUUUGUUACAUGUAUAGAGAGAAGACUAAUCUAUAUUUAUAACUAAAUCAUUGAUUGAAACAGAAAAAGAAUCCAUUGACUAUACAUCUUUACAAUUUUGUUUCCUUUUUGACUGUUUUCAGAUUUGGCUUCAGGAACCAGUGAUUUGUUCUUGUUCCAACUUUUGUUAGAGCCGCUACUUGCCCCUUCCCCUUUUCCCUUCAUUUUGGAAAUGAGUUUCUGUAUAUGUUGUAAUUUUAGUUUGUAUUUUAAUUAACCCUCUCUCACCCUACUGCCCCCCCACAUGGUAAAUAAUACAAUAACCAUUGAAUUUUCAGAAUUUAAAACUUAACUAUUUUUCCAUUUGAAGGAGAAAAUAUUUGGAGCCAGUAGAGACAAAGUGAGAGACUUGAACCUUAGUGAGCUCUAAAAUAAUCAGGUGAGAUUAUAUUCAUGAAAGAGAAUUGUCAGUUACAUAGAGAUGCAGCUACUGACCAGUAAACUGUAGAGAUUUGUCAUAAACAUUGUUCUCAACCCAUUACCGACAUUUUACUGUCUGAGAACUUAAGUAACAAAGGACUUCUUGAUAAAUUCAUGGAUCAUUUGAGAUGUUAAGUUACUGUAGAUUUUUUUCAAAUAAGUAAAUAAUAUUCAUGUAAAAAACUGGAGAAAGGAAAAAAAAUGAAAUGUGCUUCUUGAUAGCAAUACUUUUUUUAAAAAAAGAUUUUAAAAGGUCUGUGACCUGUAGCAUUAAUUAUUAGAGCGCUCUCUCUUCUCUUCUCCCCUCCCUGUCUCUUCCUGCCUCCUAGGUC
This is a messenger RNA of Molossus molossus (Pallas's mastiff bat), 3193 nucleotides long. It is a transcript of the gene PAK2, whose product is annotated as p21 (RAC1) activated kinase 2. The transcript is spliced from 15 exons. Gene Ontology annotation, molecular function: protein serine/threonine kinase activity; ATP binding. Gene Ontology annotation, cellular component: cytoplasm. Lineage: Eukaryota; Metazoa; Chordata; Mammalia; Chiroptera; Molossidae. Bases 138 to 1712 code for a protein of 524 amino acids. The record is from RefSeq and is a predicted model, not a curated record. Gene Ontology annotation, biological process: intracellular signal transduction; regulation of axonogenesis; regulation of MAPK cascade.